AAAAAAAUAGAACAACAUGUCUCACAGAAAGUUUGAAGCACCAAGACACGGUUCUCUUGGUUUCUUGCCAAGAAAGAAGGCUAGAAGAGAAAGAGGUAGAGUUAAGGCUUUCCCAAAGGAUGACCAAAAGAAGGCUACUCAUUUGACUGCUUUCCUUGGUUACAAGGCUGGUAUGACCCACAUUGUCCGUGAAGUUAACAAGCCAGGUUCUAAGAUGCACAAGAAGGAAGGUCUCGAUGCUGUCACCAUCAUUGAAGCUCCACCAAUGGUUGUUGUCGGUGUUGUUGGUUAUAAGCAAACCCCAACUGGUUUGAAGGCCAUCGGUACUGUCUGGGCUAAGAAUAUCAGCAAUGAAUUCAGAAGAGUUUACUAUAAGGAUUGGUGUAGAUCCAAGAAGAGAGCUUUCACUAAGCUCACCAAGACUUACUUGGAACAAGCUGCUCAAGAAAAGAGAACUCAAGCUUUGGAAUCAUUCAAGAAGAACGCUGAUGUUAUCAGAAUUGUUGCUCACACUCAACCAAGCAAGGUUACUGCCACUAACAACAAGAAGGCUCACGUUGCUGAAAUCCAAGUUAACGGUGGUACUGUUGAUGAAAAGAUCAAGUUCGCUGUUGCUAACCUCGAAAAGCUCGUCUCUGUUGACUCUGUCUUCGCUAAGGAUGAACCAAUCGACGUUAUUGCCGUCUCCAAGGGUAAGGGUACUAAGGGUGUCGUUUCCAGAUGGGGUGUUAGAAGAUUGCCAAGAAAGACCCACAGAGGUUUGAGAAAGGUUGCCUGUAUUGGCGCUUGGCAUCCAGCUAGAGUUUCCUUCUCUGUUGCCAGAGCUGGUCAAAAGGGUUUCUUCCACAGAGUCCACCAAAAUAAGAAGAUCUACAGAAUCGGAAAGUCCAACAAGACUGAAGAAGGAAAGAAGUCCGCAAUGACUGAUUUCGAUUUGACUGAAAAGGAUGUCAACCCAAUGGGUGGUUUUGUUAACUAUGGUGUUGUUGAAAACGACUGGGUUAUGGUCAAGGGUAACGUUCAAGGUCCACCAAGAAGAGUUGUCACUUUGAGAAAGACUUUGGUUCCAGAACACAAGUGGGGCAGAGACAUGAAGGAAGAAAUUGUCUUGAAGUUUAUCGAUACUACCUCCAAGGUUGGUAAGGGUAAAUUCCAAACCACUACCGAAAAGAACAAGUUCUUAGGUCCAAGAAAGAAGCAAUUGGAACAAAAGAGAUUGGAAGAUGAAAAGAAACUCCAAGCUUUGAAGGAAAAGAGAAAGCUCUAAAUUGAGACAUGUAGUAAAAUAUAGAUUGCUCUAAGCUUUCACAAGUUCUUUUGUACAAAUUAUAAACAUUUAGUCGCGAGCUUAAUU
This is a messenger RNA of Naegleria gruberi, 1354 nucleotides long. RefSeq names its product ribosomal protein L3. Gene Ontology annotation, cellular component: ribosome; cytosolic large ribosomal subunit. The record is from RefSeq and is a predicted model, not a curated record. The transcript has a single exon. Gene Ontology annotation, molecular function: structural constituent of ribosome; RNA binding. The coding region runs from base 17 to 1267 and encodes 416 amino acids. Gene Ontology annotation, biological process: translation; ribosomal large subunit assembly. Lineage: Eukaryota; Heterolobosea; Eutetramitea; Acrasida; Naegleriidae.